Messenger RNA from Eubalaena glacialis (North Atlantic right whale), 1275 nucleotides. It is a transcript of the gene EMB, whose product is annotated as embigin. The record is from RefSeq and is a predicted model, not a curated record. Lineage: Eukaryota; Metazoa; Chordata; Mammalia; Artiodactyla; Balaenidae. Gene Ontology annotation, biological process: axon guidance; homophilic cell-cell adhesion; dendrite self-avoidance. The transcript has 9 exons. The coding region runs from base 170 to 1159 and encodes 329 amino acids. Gene Ontology annotation, molecular function: cell-cell adhesion mediator activity. Gene Ontology annotation, cellular component: plasma membrane; axon.
GUGUCUCAGGGGAGGAGGGCAGGGCGGCCGGCCCCUCCCACUCCGCCUUUUCUCGAGUGUCCUGCCCCCGGGCCUGGCAGCGGGCGCCGGGCCGCCGGCGAGUGUGCGCAGCGACUCCGGGCACCGACGGCGGUGGGUGCGCGAGGACCGCGGCGGACCUGCUGGCGCCAUGCGCUCCCUCCUCAGUCUGCGGGGGCCCCGGGCGCCGCCCCUGCCGCUGCUCCUCCUGUGCCUCCUCGCCCCGGUGCGCCGGAGCUCGGAGGACGGCCGUACCCCAGCUGCACCUUUCACAAGUCUACCUGUCCGGGAAGAAAUGAUGGCAAAAUACGCUAACCUUUCCUUGGAGAGUCAUAACAUAUCACUGACUGAACAUUCCAAUAUGCCAGUCGAAAAAAAUAUCACUUUAGAAAGACCUUCUAAUAUAGAACUCACAUGCCAAUUCACGACAUCUGGAGAUUUGAAUUCAGUAAAUGUGACUUGGAGAAAAGGUGAUGAACUACUUAAGAAUAAUUAUCUCAUCAAUGCAACAGGAAGCAUCCUGUAUACCCAAUACAUGUUCACCAUCGUUAAUAGCGAACAAAUGGGAAGUUAUUCUUGUUUCUUUGAAGAGAAAAAGGAACAAAGGGGCACAUUUAAUUUCAAAGUCCCUGAACUUCAUGAAAAAAAGAAACCGUUGAUCACUUAUGUAGGGGAUUCAGUUGUCUUGAUGUGUAAAUGUCAAGACUGUUUUCCUUUAAAUUGGACCUGGUACAGUAGUAAUGGGAGUGUACAGGUUCCUGUUGGUGUUCCAAUGAACAAUAAGUAUGUGAUCAAUGGAAAAAAUGCUAAUGAAACAAGGCUCAAGAUAAUGCAACUUUCAGAGGAAGAUCAGGGAUCUUACUGGUGCCAUGCAAUAUUCCAAUUAGGCGAGAGUGAAGAACACAUUGAAAUUGUCGUGCUGAGUUAUUGGGUGCCCCUUAAAGCAUUUCUUGGAAUAGCUGCUGAGGUUGUUCUUUUAGUGGCUAUUAUUCUGCUUUGUGAAAUGUACACCCAAAAGAAAAAGAAGCACUCAGAUGAUGGGAAGGAAUUUGAACAAAUUGAACAGCUGAAAUCAGAUGAUAGCAAUGGUAUAGAAAAUAAUACCCCCAGGCACAGAAAAAAUGAAUCUGUGGGCCAGUGAAUGAGAAACAUCAUGUCAAGAGUCACAGGAAGAUGUCAAAGAGUUUGGAUUUCAGCUUUGUUUCUGCUUCCUGUUAAGAACACGUGAAUUUUUAUUUUUAAAAGGAUGAAAAGUUU